Daldinia childiae is the source of this 2778-nucleotide messenger RNA. RefSeq lists its product as uncharacterized. NCBI's taxonomy places the organism in Eukaryota, Fungi, Ascomycota, Sordariomycetes, Xylariales, Hypoxylaceae. The coding region runs from base 1 to 2778 and encodes 925 amino acids. The transcript is spliced from 10 exons. The record is from RefSeq and is a predicted model, not a curated record.
AUGUCUGGCCUCGAAGCAUUAAGCAUUGCCUGCAACAUAAUGCAGGUGAUUAGCUUUGCCCACGAGACGAUUGACUUUUGUAAAGAAAUAUAUCAUGGUGGAUCCCUCAACGACUACAACCAACAGAGCAUCGUAUCGCUCGUGGAACUCUCACGCCAACUGCAAACGCGCUUUCAGAAAGCGAAGUCAAAAACGGCCGAAGAGACACAGCUUGCUAACAUUGCUCAGAAGUGCAAUGUUGCAGCACGUGCGCUUCAAGAAGAAGUCAAGUUCCUUGAGUCUCGCCAUGCCAAGGGUAAUCUUGCGGCGACUAUAAAAAUUGUGGUGAAAACAUAUUGGCGCAAAAGUCGGCUGGAGAGACUGGAGAAAUCACUCCGUAAUCACCAAAAUACAAUGGAGUCUUAUUUGUUAGCUCGAGUAUGCACACAAAACGAUGCCAUCGAGAUUCAACAGAGCCAAGAAUUCAAGGAGCUAGGCAAAGAUAUCAAGUUUUUUACGUCCCAGUAUGCCGCCGGCCAUACAAGAAUCGUCGACCUUAUCAAGAAAGAGCUCGUAUUGAGAAUGGAUCAAUGCACGAUUGAAUCAAAUAUAAAAUCUUCGACUAAAGAGCAGAAAGAUCAAUUUCUCAACAGCCUUAGAUAUGAAGGCAUGAAUCAGAGGAAGAAUGACGUAACUGGCUCAUUCAAGGAUACCUUCCAGUGGAUUUUCGACUCGGAAUGUGGUAAAACCCCUAUACAAUUAUGGGACAACUUCGGAGACUGGCUCAAGUCUGAAAGUAAUAUUUACUGGAUUUCUGGUAAACCUGGCUCUGGAAAAAGUACACUGAUGAAGUACCUCUUGAAAAGCCCUUCUACGGAGGAAGCAUUGAAAAUAUGGAACACAGGCCCUAUCAUUUUGUCUCAUUUUUUCUGGAAACCAGGUUUCAAAAUGCAGAAAAGCAUCAAGGGAUUUCUUUGCUCUAUCCUUCACCAGGCUCUCCUCUCUGACAGGGUAUCUAUAACCCUGGACUCGAUCUUAAACACUUCCAAGCCCUUGCUACUCAAACAUGAGGCUGCCGAUUGGGACGUCGAAGAACUAAAAGAUCUCUAUUUCACAAUAUUGGGUACCGAUAUGUUUCCAGUGUGCAUAUUCCUCGACGGGUUAGAUGAAAUAUGUGACGAAGACGGCCCGUUUUCGCUACUGAAGUUGAUUGAUGAUCUGAGGAUACAUCCCAAGGUCAAAAUAUGUGUUUCCAGUCGGCCUGAACCGGAGCUUCAGUCCAAACUAUGCAGACACCAACAACUAAAAUUACAUGACCUGACACAUGAUGACAUGAAGAAAUUUGUAGUUGGACAAAUACAGCCGUAUAUUAACAGUGGUAAGAUAUCCGAAUCCUUCGGAUCAAAGAUCACAUGGUCUCUUAUCUGGAAAGCAGAAGGUGUAUUUCUCUGGCUUCACUUGGCAUCCCGAAGUUUAAUUGGCGGAAUCGAUAAGGGCGAUACAGAAGACAUUCUCUGGCAGCGGCUUGAGGAAAUGCCUAAUGAAUUGACAAAAUUGUACUCCGACAUGUGGGAACGAAUGAAUGGGAAUUCCAAAAUUUACCGGGAAACUGCAGCCCGGUAUUUUAAUUUGCUUAUUCUUACGCGCGAGCAGAACCUGGGUUAUACCCGCCCUGGUUCCGAGUUGCGUUUUUUCCAAUUCAUGGGCGCGACACAGACUGAACUCCAAGAUAUCAUCCUCGAGAAACAAAGUUCCGUUAGCGAGGCGACUUUUGAACAUAUAUACGCACUAUCUGUACAGGCUAUACAGGUUCGGUGUGCGGGCCUUCUAGAGGUAAAUUGUAACAACUAUCUUGACAAAUUCCUCUGCGUACGCGACCCGACUCAUUUCAAUUUUUUUAAACGCCAGAACAUGCAGGUACAAUUUAUUCAUCGAACGGCGUAUGACUUUAUAAAAGAUACCGAAGAGGGCCAUCGUAUUUGUGCGUAUGACUCUUCCUCAUCGGAUAUACUACGGAUCCAGCUUAUCAAAGGUCAUCUUAUUAUGAUAAGAUUACUUUGGGAAACAAGAGAUUUCGAAUUGCUCCUUGCAAAGUGUAUCGGCCAGACGGUUGAGAUUCCAGAUCUCUUCGUUCUUUGCCCCUGGGAUAUGGAUGUGUCUCCUGUCGAUGAGAAGCUGGAGAGGGAAGUAGAGUUGUGGCGAUCGAGAUGGAUCAAUGACGCAACGAGCUUGAAGCGUAACCGCAUAGUAAACUCUUGCCUAUUCGCACGAGGCAUCGCACCAAAGGCAACCUUUGACGAGUUAGUGACUGUAGCUAAGUACCAGGCUUGGCUAUUUUACUGGGACGAUGCCUACGACUUCGGGGAUUUCGAUGACAAGUACGAGGAGAUUGUCGCCCACCAGAAGCAAACAAUAGAGUUGCUCCGCGAAAGUCUUUUCAACGAACACCCUAGUUCCAUCGACCCUGUCGCGAUUGCUCCAGACUACCUUACCGCUCAAUCAAUUCAUGAGUGGGGGGUUAUAGUGGGUGAGAAGAGUGUAUCUUCUUCAUUGAAGAACUGGUUUUUCAAAGUCCUUAUCAAUUUUAUCACGGCUACAUUCCACCUCCAGAGCGAGUUUGAUAAGGGAAGCAUCUUAGAUCUUGAAACUUAUUGGAAGAUCCGCAUGGACUCAUCUGCGGUGUUUCCUACAUUAGGAAUGGUUUUGUUUGCUGAUCAGGUUGCCUUCCCUCUUUGGUUCUUCGACCAUACUCUCGUUCAGAAAGCUGCAGAGUUGUCUAACAUCAUCAUCUGGGUGUGA